Messenger RNA from Saccostrea cuccullata (small rock oyster), 561 nucleotides. RefSeq lists its product as uncharacterized. Lineage: Eukaryota; Metazoa; Mollusca; Bivalvia; Ostreida; Ostreidae. Bases 211 to 561 code for a protein of 116 amino acids. The transcript has 3 exons. The record is from RefSeq and is a predicted model, not a curated record.
AACUCAACCUCGAAAUUUACAAAAAAGAGGAAAACUGUGAAAAAGAAGAAACGAGGGAGAGAGGAGACGCGAACAGAGAUAGAGGAGGAAAGAGAAGAAGAAUUGUGUACAAGAAACAACACUGGUCACAAUGAGAGCAGUUCUCCAAUUUCGUACGGUGGGAAGCUGGAUUACAAUGAACCCAGCUCUCCGAUUCCAUAUGGUGGGAAAAUGGAUCACUCGGAGGGUAGCUCACCAAUACCGUACAGUGGAGACUUGAAUUCAGAAAGGUCUUCAUCUCUUACAGAAAACAUCACAGAAGAUGAAGGAGUUCAGCAUGAUUCCCUGAAUCCGCAGACACAAAAACAUUCAGCAAACUGUUUAGACUCUGAAGAGGAAAACAGUAAAACAGACAACAAGCAGCUCACUACCAGUGAUGAUGGAAAAAGAGAGGACUUUGACCCCAAUCUAGAUGCUGAUGACUGCUAUGUAAGUGGAUCAGAUGAUGAGGAUUUACCAGAUGUACUUACUCCAUCUAGACAAGCAAAGAGGAUCAGUGGAGUGUCAUUUGAAGAUCUCUAA